GGUGUGUGUGUGUGUGUGUGUGUGUGUGAAGAAAGCAGCAGUACGCUUGCGCAUGGCAGACGAAUAAAACAUUACGGAAACGCAGUAGGAUUCAGAGAAGCUGUAGUCCGUGAUUCUUAACGGAUGCAGCACACAAGUGAGCACAUGUCACAGGACACAGUAACCAGUGUGGACUGCAAAAAGAGAGUCUUCCUCUGGACAGUGCAAGAGGUGCACGGUUGGGUGAAGCUGCAGUUCCCUUCUUGUGAGACUUCCUUUCUGCUUGCAUUUGUAAAUCAUGCUAUAUCAGGCCGUGCACUUCUGAGACUGACAGACAGCAAGCUGGAAAGAAUGGGGAUUGUGCAGGAGCAGCAGCGGCAUGACAUUCUACAAGAGUUGCUUCCACUGCGAGUCGAGGAAGAGCUGGAUAAUCUGAAUGAAAUAGUCUCCAAGUGUUUCUUUACACUGUGACGCUAUAUGUGACCCGAGUGAAGAUGGAGACUUUGUCCAAGAGCUGAAAAUGUUAAACCUUUGAAUCACAGCCCUGGAAUUCUACAUGCUUAACAACUGUCUCCAUGCUUCAGUAGCACAGUUUUCAGCUUUCAGCUACUGGGAUUUGCAUAGUGUUUAUUGAUACAUUGUUUUGAGGCUGGUUUAUGUAAUUGCUACACCAAUACUAACAUAUGGAGUAAAAUCCCACAUAACGGAAUGAAAUGCAUCCUGCGGCUGGAAUUAAUGCCAGUAUCACAGAUAAUGAUGUGGGAUGGGUAAUGGCUAGGUCCCUGGUGGUUACCGUACUUUUAUCUGGCAAAGAAUAUGAGUGGACCAAAUGAAAAAGCUUGUGUGUGUGUGUACAAGUGGGAGUGAUGGCUAUGAAAUAUAAUUAAAAUAAAUAAAUAGUUAUAAAUAGCUAUAUAAUUACAUUGCCUUCAGUGCAGUUAUUCAGAGUGCAGUUUUUUUUUGCACAUUUGGCUUAUAUGCACACUUCUCCUUAUUUUGGUUUCUUUGACUCUUGCCUACCAACUCUGGAGACAGCUUUUGACUGUCGACAAUGUAGAGAGAAGCCCAGCAUUCGGAGAGAGCAGCUGCUGGUAUUUAUACUCCUACACCCCCCCUUUCAUCUAAGCAAUCUGAGAGACCGACUUGUGCUUCGAACUGUCUCGUUCCAUCACUAAGAACAAACAGCACAACCUGCAAUUUUCUUUUUACAGACUCAUUUAUUUGUUUGUUUUGGAGCUUAUCAUUCAACUGGUUAUGAAAGACGGGGCUGGAGAACGAUACUGAUAUCUCCACUAAACUCUGCAAGUGCACCUGAAUCAUGACCUGAAUGGCCAUUUCGCCUGGUGGGGUGAUUGCACCGAAUUAAAGAGUGUGAUUAAUAUCCUGUUUCAGAGAUGCAAGGCACUCGAUUUCCUCCUUUUCAGGGCACCGGUGCAUCAAGAAACCGCUGACUCAGAUUAAAUGUAAAUAUACCUCGGGGAGAGACACUUAAUCAUAGCUGACAGCAAGAGGGCCGCUGAAUACUCAGAAGAUGAGGAAAUCUGGCUUUUAUUAUGGAAUUGUGCUCCAAUGUAAGCUGAAAUUCAAACAUCGAAGAAAAUAAAAUGUUCUUUUUUUAUUUUAUUUUUAAUAACACAAAAAUGUACUGGCAUUUCAAAAAUUACAUGAGCUGCUUGCACCAAGUCAACAAAAGGUUGUUAAUGGGUGACAUAACUAAUUUUUGGAUCAAUGGAAAUUGCUACACACUGUAAAUAUAGUCUACCAUAUAUAUAUAUAUAUAUAUUGCAUUAUUAAAUGUACCCCCAUUCCCAUCAUCCUU
This is a messenger RNA of Polyodon spathula (Mississippi paddlefish), 1798 nucleotides long. Its product is annotated as sterile alpha motif domain-containing protein 12-like. The coding region runs from base 124 to 450 and encodes 108 amino acids. Gene Ontology annotation, molecular function: protein binding. The transcript is spliced from 5 exons. Gene Ontology annotation, cellular component: cytoplasmic side of plasma membrane. Gene Ontology annotation, biological process: cell surface receptor protein tyrosine kinase signaling pathway. The record is from RefSeq and is a predicted model, not a curated record. Lineage: Eukaryota; Metazoa; Chordata; Actinopteri; Acipenseriformes; Polyodontidae.